Messenger RNA from Pieris brassicae (large cabbage white), 428 nucleotides. RefSeq names its product cytochrome c oxidase subunit 6C-like (gene cype). Lineage: Eukaryota; Metazoa; Arthropoda; Insecta; Lepidoptera; Pieridae. Bases 115 to 351 code for a protein of 78 amino acids. The record is from RefSeq and is a predicted model, not a curated record. The transcript has 3 exons.
UCUUAGAAGGGGCUUUCAACUCUUGCAGUCACUUCCAGUCGACCAUUGAAAACCUUAUUCCUUGUGAAUGUGAAAAUAAUUCGUGGUUCUCAGAUUAACUUAUUUAUAAUUAAAAUGGCCGGUGAAAGUGCUGUAUCCACAGUUGCAAAGCCUUUAAUGCGAGGCCUCCUGAACAAUGCUAUUAAGAGAAAUCUGAUCAUUUCUCUGACCCUUGCUGGUAUAUCUGGAAUUGCUUUCCAGCAGCUUGUUGCCAGCGAGCGGAAGAGGAAGUACGCUGAAUUCUACAGGACAUAUGACGCUGAGAAGGAAUUCGAAGAAAUGAAGGCUAAGGGUCUGUUCCAGUCCUGUUAGGAUGUGAACUUAUUAGUGUAGUAUAAUUUUCCUUUCAUGUAAAAUAUGUAAUUUAAAAUAAAAAUCAUUUCACUUUA